UCUCGCUCUGUCACCCAGGCUGGAGUGCAAUGGUGAGAUCUCAGCUCACUGCAACCUCUGCCUCCUGGGUUCAAGUGAUUCUCCUGCCUCAGCCUCCUGAGUAGCUGGGAUUACAGGCGUGUGCCACCAUACCUGGCUAAUUUUUGUAUUCUUUAGUAGAGAUGGGGUUUCACCAUGUUGGUCAUGCUGGUCUUGAACUCCUGACCUCUUGAUCUGCCUGCCUCGGCCUCCCAAAGUGCUGGAUUACAGGCGUGAGCCACCAUGCCCAGUCCCCUGCACUUUCUUAUCUAUCACCUUUGUUAUCUACUGCUCUGAUAAACAAAGAAUCAAGCCUCUCAAACAAAGCAGUUGUAUCUAGGGACCAACAAGCUUUUCCUCUGCAGGUAUAAAGUUGGGACUAGGAUUCUAUUAUAACAGAUGGUAAUCACAGACAUGAAAUCCUAUUUUCUAUAAAUUUAAUAAGCUUGUGUUAAAUUAUAUUAGGUAAACUUUAGUGCAAAAAGAGCACUUGCAAUCAUUUAGUAUUUAUUAUUACUCUUGUAGCAUAUCAAGCACACAUUCACGGAAUCUGCCUGUACGUCAAGCAUUAUAUUAUUUGCAAAAUUCAUAACUAAAAAGGUAUUUACAUAUCAUUUAAAAGCAUCUCAAAAAUCAAUGCACAUACAUGAACACAUAUCUGACACAAAAACAUAGAAAAUGAGUAAACUCAAAGAAAAUUAUAGUCAUGAAGCUUGGGAUAAUUUCAAACUCUCUAAAUAGAAAUGCUAGUGUGCUUUGGUAGUCAAGCUGAAUAUGCCACUAUUUUACUUGACCUUGACUGCUAUAAUAACUAACGCUAUUUUUUAGAUUAAUUUGUGUAUUGAUAAUAAAUCUAUUACUGAGAUGAUGUUGCAUGAAUCAAACAUCUUUCCUACUGAAGUGUAUAUUGUUAAAUUGUACACUAGAAUUCCUUUCUACCUAUUGACAGCAUUCCAGAUAUGCUACCCCAAAAUAAGGCACCUUGGCAUUUGAGAAAACAGCAGAAACAGGAAGUUCUCUGUUGUCCUCCCCUGAAGCAGGCCAUAAAACUUAUUAGAAAAGUCAUUUUCUGACCUUCUCCCUCCUUUCUCCCUGAACACCCUCAUGUGACAGGUGUCCUACCCUCUACCAGAAAAGAAGGAAUGUCACACAGGGACACAAAGAAGAAUCUAAACAAACAGGCCUUGCUAAAUCUCCCCUGACCCAGUUGAUGACCAUUAGAUCACGCCCUUUUGUCCUCCCAUCACACUUCUGCGCAACUCUUUAUAAAAACACACAGUUUUCCUGUUUCUUGGGUCUUCAAUUUUGAAGGCCUUGUGUCACAUAAAACAUAACAAAUACAUUUGUAUGAAAUAAUUUAAAAUUUAUUAAAUAGACUUGUGUCUUGUUAAACUAUCUUUUUUAUAGGAGUCUCAGCCAUGAACCUAGCAACCGGUGAGGAGAAAUAUUGCUUUUCUCCCCUCCACUAUUCUACACUUAAAGCUUAGUGAUUGCAAAAACUAAUAUUGACACUCAAAAGCAAUAUUUAUUAAAAAUACAUUCAUCAUAUGCAGAAUGACGCUAACAUAUUUAUAUCAUGUCUUUGCCCUGCAGAACAAAGAUGAUAUUUGAUUGUUUCAUGAAUCAUAAGAGAGGUUUGAAAUUGGGGAUUUUUUUUUGUUUAUGAACCAAUUUGGAUAAAUCCUGUUUAAUAACUGUUAAUCCACAUUUAACACAACUCUUGCAAGAAAAGAAUCUUACUUCUUGCUGAGAAAGUUGCUCUUCCUUUCCUGACCUUCUGUAAUUUGGCCACAGUUUGAUUCAUGCUUGUUUUUCUGUUCUCCCCUCUUGUGUACUCUAUAAUCCAAACAAAUCAAAAUGCUCUGCAUUUCUGCCUUCAUCAACCUGAGUUUUCUGAUGAAAAGACCUCCCCUUAACUGGACAAACACAUUUAAAAAACUGUAACAGGUCAUACAAAAGGAAGAAAUAUAAUUAUUCCUUAACAUGUUAAAAUGAUUUCACUAGUAAACAAGUAAAAAUGAAAGCAUGAAGAAAAUUGCAUUUUUUAACCUAUUAAAUUGCAUAGAGACAGAUGGAUAGACAUUCCUUUGCUGACAAUAUUGAGGUGAAUCUGGAAACUUCAUGUACGGCUGGAAAAAGAAUUAAUUAUCUUGCCUUUGCCAAAUAAAUUGGCAUCAUAUAUUAACAGUUGUAAAAAUGUUCAGAGGCAUAGAUCUCAUAAUCCCACAUUUAUAAACUUAUCCUAAAUAAAGAAACCAAAGAAGGAGGAAUAAAUCUUAUCUGUAAAGAUAUGUUUUUCUAAUAUCAUAACUUAAUGUCAAAUAAUAGUGAAUAAACUAAUUAAAUUAUGUUAAGUAGAAUAUUAUGUUGCAACCAAAAAAGAUGACAAUUAUGAGGACGGAUGUGGCGACAAAGGAAAGUACUUUUAAUAAGUAAGUUGAAAAGUUAAAAAAAACUAUGUAUAACAACAUGACUAUCACUGUAUAAAACAUGUAUAGUAGGGGGAGGGAUAGCAUUAGGAGAUAUACCUAAUGCUAAAUGACGAGUUAAUGGGUGCCGCACACCAACAUGGCACACGUAUACAUAUGUAACAAGCCUGCACAUUGUGCACAUGUACCCUAAAACUUAAAGUAUAUUUUAAAAAAACUCAUAGAUAAUCCAGAUAUUGGAGUUAAUAGAUAGGGCAUCAUAAUAUCUAUGAUCAAUAUAAAGGAAAGAAAGAAAAAAUGAAAGACAGGUUGUGUCAGAUUUCUUUCUGGCACCUCUAAAAUGCUCACUUUAUUUUCAUAGAUUCUAAUUUCCUAAAUUAUGAUUGAUGUUUCAAGCAAAAAUCACAGCAUUGUCUAGUGUUAUUCUAAAUGUAUGUAAGACAAUUAUACUACAAAUUUGAGAGGGUAAAGAGACAUAAUAUGACAGAGGGUUGCUACACUUCACUCAGACUGGACUAAAGAUGAUACCAGUUGACUGUGAUAAUGUAUAUAUAAAGGAAUAUACACUAAGCUAUAAAAUGCAACCACUAAGCUAUAAAAUGCAACCAAAAAAACUAUAAAAAAGAAGAUACACUAUAAACACUAUGAAUAACAAAAUGGAAUUCUAAAAGAAAUGUUCAAGUGACCCACAGGAAGUCAUCAAAAAUAAGCAGAGAAACAAGAAUUGAUACAGAAAACAACAAAUGUCAGGCUUAUGCACUAAAGUAUCAACAAUUAGUUUAAUUAUGAAUGAUCUACCAAGAGACAGAUAAUAGAAGAGUGUAUUUAAAACUAUGACCCUUUCUUAUAUGUUUCUUGUGUGCUGUGUACAAGAAACUCACUUGAAAUUUCCCAAUACAGGGCAGGCCAAAUUAAAAGGAUGAAAAAAGAUAUAUUACACAAACAUUAAUGAAAGGAAAGCAACAGUGCCUGUAUGUAUAUCAGAUAAAGCAAUGAAAAUUACCAGAAACAGAGAGAUUAUAUAAUGAUCAAAGGUUUAAUCUAUGAAGAAGACAGCAAUUUUAAAAGUGUAUUCACCAAAAAAUAGAGCUUCAAAAUAUGUGAUGUGAAAACUGCCAGAACUAAGGCGGGUCGGGCUCAGACCAGCGCUGCCUCAGGAUGUAAAGUGUAACAGGGGGGCCGGGGGAGGGUGCGGGGGGCAGCAUGGGCCUGUGAGGCCUGUGGGUGCCCGCAUUCCCCAGCUCUCUCCGCAGCCGGCUCCGCAGUGGUCCGCUCCGGUUGGUUGCCGCGUGCGGAUUCGGGUUCCAGACCCAAGGCUGCGUGUUCUCCACCGCUUGUGGCCAGUGUUACUGUGGUGACCGCCAGAGCAGCUUGGUGCUAUGGAGGAGCCCGGCGCUACCCCUCGGCCCUACUUGGGGCUGGUCUUGGAGGAGCUACGCAGAAUUGUGGCAGCACUACCUGAGAGUAUGAGACAAGAUUCGAAUCCUUAUGGUUUUCCAUGCGAACUGGUGGUAUGUGCAGCUGUUGUUGGAUUUUUUGUUGUUCUCCUUUUUUUGUGGAGAAGUUUUAGAUCGGUUAGGAGUCGGCUUUAUGUGGGAAGAGAGAAAAAACUUGGUGAAAUGCUUUCUGGACUAAUUGAAGAAAAAUGUAAACUACUUGAAAAAUUUAGCCUUAUUCAAAAAGAGUAUGAAGGCUAUGAAGUACAGUCAUCUUUAGAGGAUGCCAGCUUUGAGAAGGCGGCAGCAGAAGCACGAAGUUUGGAGGCAACCCGUGAAAAGCUGAACAGGUCCAAUUCUGAACUUGAGGAUGAAAUCCUCUGUCUAGAAAUAGAGUUAAAAGAAGAGAAAUCUAAACAUUCUCAACAAGAUGAACUGAUGGUGGAUAUUUCAAAAAGGAUACAAUCUCUAGAAGAUGAGUCAAAAUCCCUCAAAUCACAAAUAGCUGAAGCCAAAAUCAUCUGCAAGAUUCUUCCAAUGACUGAAGAACGACGGGCGAUAGCAAUAAAAGAUGCUUUGAGUGAAAAUUCUCAACUUCAGGAAAGCCAGAAACAGCUUUUGCAAGAAGCUGAAGUAUGGAAAGAACAAGUGACUGAACUUAAUAAACAGAAAAUAACAUUUGAAGACUCCAAAGUAUAUGCAGAACAAGUUCUAAAUGAUAAAGAAAAUCACAUCAAGACUCUGACUGGACACUUGCUAAAGAUGAAAGAUCAGGCUGCUAUGCUUGAGGAAGACACAACGGAUGAUGAUAACUUGGAAUUAGAAGUGAACAGUCAAUUGGAAAAUGGUGCUUACUUAGAUGAUCCUCCCAAAGGAGCUUUGAAGAAACUGAUUCAUGCUGCUAAGUUAAAUGUUUCUUUAAAAGCCUUAGAAGGAGAAAGAAACCACAUUAUUAUUCAGUUAUCUGAAGUGGACAAAACAAGAGAGCUUACAGAGCAUAUUAAAAAUCUUCAGACUCAACAAGCAUCUUUGCAGUCAGAAAACAUAUAUUUUGAAAGUGAGAAUCAGAAGCUUCAACAGAAACUUAAAAUAAUGACUGAACUAUAUCAAGAAAAUGAAAUGACACUCCACAGGAAAUUGACAAUAGAGGAAAAUUACCGGAUAGAGGAAGAGAAGCUUUCUAAAGUGGAAGAAAAGAUCAGCCAUGUCACUGAAGAGCUGGAGACCUAUAGAAAGCUAGCCAAAGAUCUUGAAGAAGAAUUGGAGAGAACUGUUCAUUUUUAUCAAAAGCAGGUUAUUUCCUACGAGAAAAAAGGACAUGAUAAUUGGUUGGCAGCUCGGACUGCUGAAAGAAACCUCAAUGAUUUAAGGAAAGAAAAUGCUCACAACAAACAAAAAUUAACUGAAACAGAGUUUAAAUUUGAACUUUUAGAAAAAGAUCCUAAUGCACCUGAUGUUUCAAAUACAGCAUUUGGCAGAGAGCGUUCGCCAUAUGGUCCCUCACCAUUGGGUCAGCCUUCAUCUGAAACGAGAGCUUUUCUCUCUCCUCAAACUUUGUUGGAGGAUCCACUCAGACUCUCACCUGUGCUUUCAGGGGGAGGAGGAAGCCCAAGCAGCCCAGGGAACCCUCUGGACCAUCAGAUCACCAAUAAAAGAGGAGAACCAAGCUGUGAUAGGUCAACUGAUGCUCACAGGGCUCCUUCUGACACUGGGUCCCUCUCAUCUCCAUGGGAACAGGACCGUAGGAUGAUGUUUCCUCCACCAGGACAAUCAUAUCCUGAUUCAGCUCUUCCUCCACAAAGGGAAGACAGAUUUUAUUCUAAUUGUGAUGGACUGUCUGGACCAGCAGAACUCAGAAGUUUUAAUAUGCCUUGUUUGGAUAAAAUGGAUGGGUCAAUGCCUUCAGAAAUGGAAUCCACUAGAAAUGAUGCCAAAGAUGAUCCUGGUAGUUUAAAUGCACCUGAUUCAUCUCUCCCUGCUGAAAAUGAAGCAACUAGCCCUGGCUUUAUUCCUCCACGUCUUGCUGCAAUCAGUGGUCCAUUGUUUCCAGUGGAUACAAGGGGCCUGUUCACGAGAAGAGGACCUCCUUUCCCCCAACCUCCUCCAGGAACCAUGUUUGGAGCUUCACGAGGUUAUUUUCUAUCAAGGGAUUUCCCAGGUCCACCACAUGCUCCAUUUGCAAUGAGAAACAUCUAUCCACCGAGGGGUUUACCUCCUUACUUUCAUCCAAGCCCUGGAUUUUACCCCAACCCCACAUUCUGAAGGUAGAAGCAAGUUCCCUUGAGGGUUGAUUCCACCUUCAAAGGAGCCUGCUACUGAACAUCCAGAACCACAGCAAGAAAUCUGACAAUAUUUUUGCUUUCUUCAAAAGCAAUUUUGACUGAUCUCAUUUUCAGUUUAAGUAACUGCUGUUACUUAAGUGAUUACACUUUUCUCAAACUGAAGUUUAAUGGAAUUACAGUUCUCAGGAUAGUAUUUUGUAAAUAAAGAUGGUUUAAAUAUGAAAAAAACAAAAACAAAAUGUAU
Messenger RNA from Gorilla gorilla gorilla (western lowland gorilla), 6409 nucleotides. RefSeq names its product cTAGE family member 9-like. Gene Ontology annotation, cellular component: endoplasmic reticulum exit site; endoplasmic reticulum membrane. Gene Ontology annotation, biological process: vesicle cargo loading; endoplasmic reticulum to Golgi vesicle-mediated transport; protein secretion. Lineage: Eukaryota; Metazoa; Chordata; Mammalia; Primates; Hominidae. The record is from RefSeq and is a predicted model, not a curated record.